Onychomys torridus (southern grasshopper mouse) is the source of this 1733-nucleotide messenger RNA. RefSeq names its product solute carrier family 30 member 9 (gene Slc30a9). Bases 144 to 1718 code for a protein of 524 amino acids. Lineage: Eukaryota; Metazoa; Chordata; Mammalia; Rodentia; Cricetidae. Gene Ontology annotation, molecular function: monoatomic cation transmembrane transporter activity. The record is from RefSeq and is a predicted model, not a curated record. Gene Ontology annotation, biological process: transmembrane transport; positive regulation of transcription by RNA polymerase II; zinc ion transport. The transcript is spliced from 16 exons. Gene Ontology annotation, cellular component: nucleus; membrane.
GCCACGACUUCCGGGUCGCUGAGGCCGCCGGCGGCGGCACGCACAGUCGUGUCCGCUGGGGUCCAGUCUAUGGAGUCCGUUGGCGCGGCCGGCGGCUCGGAGGCAGGAGGCGGUGUCCGAGUGGGGGCCCCUGCCCCGCCAGGAUGUUUCCGGGCUUGGCCGCCGCCGUCGCGGCGCACAGGUGCAGCUGGGCGACGCUGUGCAGGCUCGGUGGCGGCCGGGCAGUGGCCGGCGGCCGCAGCCAGGGAAAAAAUUUAAUGACAUUUGGAAACUUUACAUACAUGGUUCCCAACAGUCACCCACAUGUCUGUACUCUAAAUAGAGUCAAGUUGUACUCUACAGAUUUCCACAAAGGAGGGCAGGGAUCACAGACUCCAAAAGCUGAGAAAGUCCCAACACUCAAGGAAACAGCAGAAAAUAUAGGCGCAGAACUCAAAGCUCCACUUAAACAAGACCCUCUCCAAGUAAGAGUCAAGGCGGUCCUUAAGAAAAGUGAAUAUGGAUCAAAAUACACUAAGAAUAAUUUCAUCACUGGAGUAAGAGCAAUAAAUGAAUUCUGUCUUAAAUCUAGUGAUUUAGAACAACUUCGAAAAAUCAGACGACGAAGUCCCCACAAUGAUACCGAGUCCUUUACCGUGUUCUUGAGGUCAGAUGUGGAAGCAAAAGCUUUGGAAGUUUGGGGAAGCCCUGAAGCUCUUGCCAGAGAGAAAAAAUUGCGUAAAGAAGCAGAAAUAGAAUACAGAGAACGGCUGUUUAGAAACCAAAGAAUAUUAAGAGAAUAUGGUGAUUUCUUGGGAAACACAAAGCCUCGCUCCAGGACCAUGUCAGUGUUCCUCAAGGGACCCGGAAAAGUGGUGAUGGUUGCCAUCUGCAUUAAUGGCUUAAACUGCUUCUUUAAAUUCCUUGCCUGGAUUUAUACGGGUUCAGCAAGUAUGUUCUCAGAAGCUAUACAUUCAUUAUCUGAUACUUGUAACCAGGGUUUGCUAGCACUGGGCAUCAGCAAGUCUGUCCAAACACCAGACCCUUCUCACCCGUAUGGCUUUUCAAAUAUGCGCUAUAUUUCUUCAUUGAUUAGUGGUGUUGGUAUUUUCAUGAUGGGCGCAGGACUCUCUUGGUACCAUGGAAUCAUGGGAUUGCUUCAUCCUCAACCAAUGGAAUCCCUUCUAUGGGCAUAUUGUAUUUUAGCAGGAUCUUUGGUGUCUGAAGGAGCAACACUGCUUGUUGCUAUAAAUGAACUUCGCAGGAGCGCUCAGGCCAAAGGAACAUCGUUUUAUAAGUAUGUCAUGGAAAGUCGGGAUCCCAGUACAAAUGUUAUACUAUUGGAGGACACUGCAGCUGUCUUAGGAGUGAUAAUAGCGGCCACCUGCAUGGGCCUUACCUCUAUAACAGGCAAUCCGUUGUAUGACAGCCUUGGUUCCUUGGGUGUGGGCACCUUACUAGGUGUGGUCUCAGCCUUCCUCAUCUACACGAACACAGAAGCACUCCUAGGACGAUCCAUCCAACCAGAGCAAGUACAGCGGCUUACUGAACUCCUGGAGAGCGACCCCUCCGUAAGGGCAAUCCAUGAUGUUAAAGCCACAGAUAUGGGCUUAGGGAAAGUCAGAUUUAAGGCAGAAGUUGAUUUUGAUGGACGAGUGGUUACACGAUCAUACUUGGAAAAGCAAGAUUUUGACCACAUGCUGCAAGUAAGUUUAUGUAUUCAUCGUUUUCUUCCAUAGCCCGCAGUUUAAAGU